UCAAUAAGUGAAGGCAUCCGAGCGGAUUGCUUACCAGAAGAACCAAUGGAGGGUAAAAGUUCAGGACCUUCAUGCUCUGGCCUCAAUCUGGUCGCUCACCCACGGGCAAAGAGCAAAGUCUGGAAAUACUUUGGCUUUGACACAGAUGCAGACGGAUGUAUAUUGCACUGGAAACGGAUAUACUGCCGUGUAUGUAUGAGUCAAAUUGCUUACUCCGGAAACACCUCCAAUCUUUCGUACCACCUUGAAAAGAACCACCCUGUAGAGUUCAGCGAGUUUGUGAAGAGCAACACUGAUCAGAUGCGUGAGGCGUUUGCCACGGCAUUCUCCAGGAUCAAGACCGAGCCUUUAGGUGUACAUGUCCAGCAACAAUCCCAGGACACAAACCCGAGGCACAAUUUAGACUCUGAAAACAGACGACACAAUGAUCUGACAGUAGCUGUCAUCAACUUCAUCUGUGAGGGGUUGUACCCAGUAUCUCUAGUUGAAGAACCUACUUUCAAGACCUUAAUGAGCACAGUUGAUCCUGGGUACUCUCCACCGAGCAAAAGCGACCUGGCAGUUAAAAUGCUUCCUCAGAUGUACUGCCGUACCCGGGACAUGGUCUUUAGUGAGCUUGCUGGGGUGGUGAACUGUGGCGUUACUACAGACCUCUGGCAAAGCCAAACCCAGAAUAGGACAUACAUUUCACUCUCUAUGCAUUCAGUUAAUUACAGUAGUACAACCGGCUUCUCCAUGAUUAACAAGUGUCUUAAAACUUUUGAGGUGCAAGAGGACAACACAGCCGAGAACAUCACCAGAGCUAUGUACGAAGCGUUUGUUGAAUGGGGUAUAACGCAUAAAGUCAGCGGUGCCACGACAAAUGGUUCAGUGGACAUUGUCAAAGCGUGCUCCCUCCUGGAACUGUCAGUGGAAAUGCCCUGCCUCGGCCAUACCGUCAAUCGGGCAAUGGAUGAAGCCUUCCAGUUGCCGCGGCUCGAAAGCUUUUUGGGAUGUUGCCGCAAACUUGUCGAUCAUUUCAGAGAACCAACGAUGUAUCUGCUGAGGGAUAAACAGAAGCAACAUGGUCUCACUCAGUGUGCACUCAUCACCGACAGGGGCAGGUCUUGGUUGGCCACAUUGGCAAUGUUACAGAGACUGAAAGAGCAACAGGCUGCAGUAACUGCAACACUUAUCGAGAGUUCCAGCAUUCAUCAUUUUAGUUUUGAUGGCCCUGACUGGGCCUUGUUGGAGGGCUUGAUUGAUGUUCUCCAGCCUUUUAAAGUUGUGGCAAACAUGAUCAGUUCUUGCAGGUAUCCAACCAUUAGCAUGGUUAGGCCUGUGCUCCAUAUGCUGUUGAACACCACCCUCAAGGUCAAGGAAGGGGACCUCAAAGAGAUCAGCAUGACCAAAGAGGUCAUCUCAAAGGUCCUAUCAAGCACCUAUUCACAGAAUACCCAGCUUUCCCAAGAAAUUUCAAUGUUUCUUAACAUUGCUACAUUCUUGGAUCCUCGCUACAAGAAGCUGCCUUUCCUGUCCACUCAGGAGCGCGCCAAAGUUGAGAGUAACAUCAUAGAGGAGGCAAAAGCAAUUCUUGAGAAGCAGAUUGCAGAGCGACCAUGCCUAGAUGACUUCUCCUUUGUAUCUGACGAACCGCCUAGCAAAAAGCAGACACCUCUGAGAGAAUCUUCAGCCAGCAGUUCAACCCAAGACAACCCUUUGGCUGCCAUAUUUUGUCAGUCAGAUUCAGACCAGAGCCAGGAGGAGCUGCAUGCACAGGUGGUCGAGGAGCUAAGCAACUACAAAUCACAAAGAGUCCUAGGUCUAAAUGAAGACCCUUUACUGUGGUGGUCAAGUCAUGCACCCUUGUUCCCCACCCUCCCCAAGGUGCUCCAGAAGUACUGGUGCGUUCCUGCCAUGAGUGUACCUUGUCACAGGCUGCUAAGUUCUUCUGGGACUGUCCUGUGUGGGAAAAGGAACUGCAUAGCUCCAGCUUUAGUCGAUCAGCAGAUCUUCUUGUACGAGAAUUCACGAAGCUACUAUGAGCCUGAACCCUGUGACGAUGAGUUGGACAAUGUUUGGGAGGGAAACUGUAGUCUGGGCCAGCCGCUUGAAUGACUGUGUGCUUAAAAUUGCAAAAGCUCUAAGAAGCAUUGGAAAUAGGCUUGUGUCUAACUCUUUAGUAUGGAAAUGUAUCGGACCUGUUAUACCUAUGGUUUUGGCCCAUGAUAUGUAUAAAAAGAGUUUGGCCUA
Plectropomus leopardus (leopard coralgrouper) is the source of this 2232-nucleotide messenger RNA. Lineage: Eukaryota; Metazoa; Chordata; Actinopteri; Perciformes; Serranidae. The record is from RefSeq and is a predicted model, not a curated record.